Molecule: messenger RNA, 417 nt
Organism: Phytophthora nicotianae INRA-310
Lineage: Eukaryota; Oomycota; Peronosporomycetes; Peronosporales; Peronosporaceae
Exons: 3
Coding region: 1-417 (138 amino acids)
Source: RefSeq, a predicted model, not a curated record
AUGGCGGCCGACCAGCCAUCGUCGAACAACUCAGCCGACUCCGACUUUGAGGAUGUUCCGGCGACUCAGGCUGCCGCAAGCAAUGAAGACUUGUCGAUCAAUUUGGACGGAUUCAAUAGGACGUGCAAGACAUGGGACGAGUUUGAAGAGGAACUUCAUCAGCUCCACUGCAGAGCGUUCCAACCGUUCUCUAAAAGAGAAAGUAACUCCAUAGCAGUCCGGAACAAGCAGAUGGAAAACUUGUGGAAGGCCAACAGUGCGACCGGCAAGUGCAAGCGCGAGGGAAAAGGAUUCGUCAAAAAGGUGGUCUCACCGGCGCGGAGCAAGCGCGAUUAUUGCUGGAUUAAUUUUGUGGGCAAAACGUCGGCAACUCAGCGGAUUUACAUGUCGCCGGUGACCGGAAUGUUGCCAAUGUAG